CUUGUGCCCCCUCUCUUUCAUCUCUUCCUCUCUUGUUUUCAAGCCUUAGAAAUGGAGACAAAACACCCAAAACUUGAAAAACCAGACCAAAUAGUUUGGUCCUUAGAAGAAGAAGAUGUCUCAAUUCAUUCAAAGUCUUACACAUGUUCUUUCUGCAAAAAAGGGUUCUCGAACGCUCAAGCUCUUGGUGGUCAUAUGAACAUCCAUAGGAAAGAUAGGGCUAAACUUAGGGAAUCUUUCGAAGAAAACGUACUAAUUUCUUCAGAUAUAACACUCGGUCUAGUUCAAGUUCAAGAUCGUUAUCUAAUUUCGGAAACCAUAUUAGAAUCUAGUGGAGAGAAAAAAGUUCCUAGGGAUGAUGAUAAUGGCUCUGGUGCCAGCCCUAAGGGAAAAGAUGGGGUCGGAGAGAAUUCGAGAUCGAGUCAUGGUUCGUCGUCUCAGGUAGAAUUGGAUCUUGAGCUACGGUUAGGACCCGACUCUCGAGCCUCAUGAGGGUCUUUAUCUAUGAAACGGAUAAUAUCUUAUCGCCGGCGUAAUCCAACAAUCCUUGCAUCAAUUGAAAAGCUCUUUCCGAUUUAUAUGAUCGAUGAUGAUGCUUGAUGGACAUCCAAAUAAUAAAAAAGGUUUCUCCUUCUUUAGCUUUCUCUAUUUUCAAUUUCUCUUGUGAAUUAUGAAGAUUCAAAUUUGGGUUUUGUUCAUGAAGCUGAUAUAUUUAGUUUUUAUCAUAAUCUGAUCCUCGUAUUUUGUUGACUUCA
Gossypium raimondii (Peruvian cotton) is the source of this 755-nucleotide messenger RNA. Its product is annotated as transcriptional regulator TAC1. The coding region runs from base 52 to 492 and encodes 146 amino acids. Lineage: Eukaryota; Viridiplantae; Streptophyta; Magnoliopsida; Malvales; Malvaceae. The transcript has a single exon. The record is from RefSeq and is a predicted model, not a curated record.